Messenger RNA from Neoarius graeffei (lesser salmon catfish), 1080 nucleotides. It is a transcript of the gene vma22, whose product is annotated as coiled-coil domain containing 115. NCBI's taxonomy places the organism in Eukaryota, Metazoa, Chordata, Actinopteri, Siluriformes, Ariidae. The coding region runs from base 192 to 824 and encodes 210 amino acids. Gene Ontology annotation, biological process: vacuolar proton-transporting V-type ATPase complex assembly. The record is from RefSeq and is a predicted model, not a curated record. The transcript has 5 exons. Gene Ontology annotation, cellular component: extrinsic component of endoplasmic reticulum membrane.
GACGUGCUGUCAUAUGACCUACGACGGCGAAGCAGUGAAUGGAGAGGCUUACAUGCAAUAAAGGCGCACAAAUAUCGACGCUUUAUCACAGUCUUUGAGUCAUUGUGUUAUAUUGCACGACGCUGAUUGUGUCUGUUUGAAAAAUAUUGAUUUUUGUUGCGCCUCAGCUGUGAAUCACACGUGUAGAAGAAAUGGGUCUAGAUCCUGCUUCUCUACACUUAGACCAACAGUUACUUCAUUUUAUGGAUCAGCUUGAGAUUUUGGAGGAGAAAAGACAAAAACUUAACAUGCUCAUAGAAGAGGGAUGGUUUAACAUUUCCAAGGCCCGUUACUCAAUGGGGAACAAGCAGGUCUCAGCCCUGCAGUAUGCCAGUGAGAUGGAGGCACUUGUACAUGUUUAUGCCAGCUGGUCAGAAAAUGGUGAGGUGGAGUUCAAAUGUAAGCGAAUAGAUGAUGAAGCAGAAGAACUAAAAGAAAGUAAUACAGUAGAGACCAUAGGACCAACAGAGGGAGGCCUCAGAAGGCGAGUGACUGUUAAAAAGAAAGAAAAUGAGGAAGAAAAAGACAUUUCCAAAGACCAAUGUGAGAAGGAACCUCAAUUUAAUUCUAAGAGUGAGAAAUCUCCAAGUCAGCACCAAGAUCCACUGAAAUGGUUUGGGAUCCUUGUCCCACAAAACCUUAAGCAAACUCAGGCAGCUUUUAAAGAAGUCAUUACUCUAGCAGCUGAGAUCUCAACCCUGCAGAGCGCAAUUGUGAAAACGAGAUCAGAGAUGCAGACUCAGAUGAAGGAUAAACAGAAGAUUGUCUCUGAAUUGAAAGAAUAAUGCAUCACACAUGAGUGUUUGUUUAGAUUUUUCUGAACUUUAUUUAUUUCUCUGAUGUUGUACCAGUCCAUUUUAUAUACUACAAUGUGAGUGAUUCUUAACUCAGGAGUAAAUAAAAUGGUUAUAAAUGGUGUGGUUAACAAAUGCAUGUUUCCACAGCACUGAAAAAUAAUAAUAAAUCUCAAGUUCAUACAUUUUUUUUUUCAUAUUUAAUUUUGCUAAUUGUUACAUAUUAAAUGAGGGUUUCUAAAAUGUU